AGGAGAAACCCGUCUAAUGUGUUGAUGCAACAAUUUUAAUUACCUUAAAAUUUCUUAUAUUUCUGUGCGUAAACUGCAAUUUCGGUCUAUUCGUUUAUAUUCAAAUGAACCUUGAUGACUGGUUGACGGUUUUGUCAUAUAAACUCACUUGUGCGCCUUAAUGGGAUCAGAUAACUGUCCUACUCUCGCACUUUAGGAUUUUUUUUAAUCUUGUGUGGCGAAGACUCGUCAGAUAAUGUCUGGACCAAAUGGAGAUCCCAACAUCACUAUCGAUGAUAGAAUAAUCGAUGACGAAGACGAAUUCAGUGAAGAAGAGUAUGCAGCUAUAAACACUAUGCUGGAUGAAAUCAAUUCCUGUUUGGAUGACCUGGAGCAACGCAAUGACACACUGAAUGGCAAACUCCAUGAGCUCCUGGAAUCCAACCGUCAGGCUCGACAGGAGUUCAGGGCUCAGUGUAACAAAGGAACAGAAGACCAACAGCAGCCACCGCCACCACCACCAAAUGCAGAUCAGUCACCUACUGUAGAAUAAUAGGAAGGGAACUGACAGAUAACGUUUAACAUCCAUCUCCAGGCUGAUGCUUCCCUUCUGACAUAGAUUCCUCUAGGAAUUAUUGUGUAUUUAUUAUUAGGUUCACCCUUAUGGGGUAAAUAUUACCAAUACCUACUGUGCUUUCUACCUACUGUUACACUCAUAAAUAAUUCAGAUUGGAUGGGCGUUGCACACAUUAGGCUAAAUAUUGUACAUAUUGGCAAGCUGUAGUACACUAAUGUAUGUCAUAAAUGUUUUGUCAGUGCCCUCUACAAAGGGAGAUCUUUUUCGUGUUAUGAUAUGUCCCCCACAAAUUCACGUUUGUAAUUUCCUGUAAGAGCAUGCUAUGUACAUUUUUGAUUUUUGGCACUGGCCCAACAGCUCAUCUUUGAGAAGUUUAGACUUUACUUUUUUUCUGCAACCUGUUCCAGGCCUUUGCAGUGCACUGUAAAGAUACAUCGGAUCAUGACCAAAUACUGAAGUAUGUACAUUUUGUUGAGGAGUAACGAUUUAAGCUGCAACCUGUCAGUGGUAUUCUGAGAAGCAAGAUCAUAACCUUGUUCUGAUGCGUGCUUCUCAGAUCUUUGUGAUGUAUCAUUAGCACUGUUGUCUUCUAAAUAUAUUACCUGAAAAUCUGUAAUAAAAAAAAGGAAAAAAAAUGG
Chanos chanos (milkfish) is the source of this 1194-nucleotide messenger RNA. It is a transcript of the gene bbln, whose product is annotated as bublin coiled coil protein. The transcript has 2 exons. NCBI's taxonomy places the organism in Eukaryota, Metazoa, Chordata, Actinopteri, Gonorynchiformes, Chanidae. The record is from RefSeq and is a predicted model, not a curated record. The coding region runs from base 236 to 532 and encodes 98 amino acids.